AUGGUUGAUUAUUCAUUCGUUCCUUCAGUCGAUGAAAACAAACGAUUAACUGGCCUGUUCUGGGCCGAUGGUUUGUGCAAACGUAACUAUGCUGAGUUUGGAGAUGUCAUAUCGUUUGAUGCUACAUUUAAAACCAACAAGUAUAAAAUGGUUUUUGUACCUUUUACUGGUAUUGAUAACCACUGUCGGAAUGUGACGCUUGGAGCCGGGUUGCUAGCAUCCGAAAGCAUUGAAUCAUACAAGUGGCUUUUACAAUCAUUUUUGGACUCAUUUGGUAAGCAGCCGAAGGUGGUCGUCACUGAUCAGGAUCCCGCGAUGAAACAAGCUAUCGAAGCAGUGUUCGAUAAGAGUAGGCACAGAUUAUGUAUAUGGCACAUAAUGAAGAAACUUGCUGAUAAGGUGGGACAUGAGUUGUGUAACAACGAAGAGUUCAAGAGACGUAUGUGUGACAUUGUAUGGACUGAUUCGAUUGCGCCAGAAACGUUUGAGAUAGAAUGGAAGCUGAUAAUGAUUGAAUUCGGUCGAACCGAGAAUAAAUGGAUUGAUGAUAUGAUUGGCAUGAGAUCUUCGUGGAGUCCAGCUUUCUAUCACGUGCAAAGAUUCAACCAUCGGAAGAAUGACCAUAUAUCUAGAAAUACAACCCCAGAUAACUUUUUUGAAUCUACUUUAGAGGAUGAUGCUAUGAAAAUUUACGCCAGGUCAAUUUUUGUUGAUCAAGAGUUAGAGUUACAAGGAACACUGUCCGAGUGCCUUCCUACGGAGACUAAAAUUGAGGAACCGUUUUUGAAGAUAAGUUUGUUUCAAGAAGGGGGAGGAUGUAAUUGCAUCAUGCAGUUGUCGGAGAUGUUCAAAGUGAAAGAAACUCCUAACAAGUACGUUAUGAGGAGAUGGACCAAAGACGUGGUACCGAAUGAUCUAAAUAAUACAUUUGAUUUAAGUGUUGAUGAUAAUGAUGCGCAUAAAAAGGCCAAAGAGGUUGCGUAUGAGAUAAUGUAG
Molecule: messenger RNA, 996 nt
Organism: Helianthus annuus (common sunflower)
Lineage: Eukaryota; Viridiplantae; Streptophyta; Magnoliopsida; Asterales; Asteraceae
Product: protein FAR1-RELATED SEQUENCE 5-like
Exons: 6
Coding region: 1-996 (331 amino acids)
Biological process (GO): regulation of DNA-templated transcription
Source: RefSeq, a predicted model, not a curated record